GUCGUCAUCGUCAGUCGUGACGUUAUUUGGCCUUGUCCCGGAAGUGGAGAAACAUCAACAACCCUACCAAGGCGAGGCGUUGAGCUGCGACGUAGCAAAAGUCUCACCGACGGAAUUAUUAGUUUGUUUUUUAUUUAUAAGUUAUUUAGCGUUUAGCAUCGCAACCAAUGGCGUUGUUCGGCAAGCUAUUCGGAGGAAACAAAGGGGGCAAGGGGCCGAGCCCGCAGGAGGCCAUCCAGAAACUCCGCGAGACAGAGGAAAUGCUCACCAAAAAGCAGGAAUUUUUGGAGAAAAAGAUCGAGCAGGAGUUACAAAUUGCCAAGAAGAACGGCGUGAAAAACAAAAGAGCGGCUCUGCAGGCUUUGAAGCGAAAGAAGCGCUACGAAAAGCAGCUGGAGCAGAUUGACGGAACGUUGUCCACCAUUGAGUUCCAGAGAGAGGCUCUGGAGAAUGCCAACACCAACACUGAAGUGCUGAAGAACAUGGGCUAUGCUGCCAAGGCCAUGAAGUCUGCCCAUGCUGACAUGGACAUUGACAAGGUGGAUGACUUGAUGCAGGAUAUAAACGAGCAGCAGGAGUUGGCCCAGGAAAUCUCAGACGCCAUCUCCAAACCCGUUUGCUUCGGGGAGGACUACGAUGAGGAUGAGCUUCUUGCUGAGCUGGAUGAGCUGGAACAAGAAGAGCUGGAUAAAAACCUGCUGGACAUCGGGCCAGAGAACGUCCCCCUCCCCAACGUGCCUUCAACUUCAUUACCUUCCAGACCUGCAAAGAAAGUGGAGGACGAGGACGACAUGGACGACCUGCAGCGCUGGGCAGAAGCCAUGUAAACAUGUCACGCUCUGUCGUCGCUGCCAUCGCCGCCGCAUCUUACUCUUACCUGUAUCAGAAGCUGGAGGGCCUGAACGGACUGAUAACGUUGCUGUUUGUGUGUGUGUGUGUGUGUGUGUGUGUGUGUGUGUGUGUGCCAUGUGUCUCUGAGGGGAGCACCUGGACUUAAUAUAACACUCCAAAACAAUAGGUAAUGCUGUCGUCCAGGGUUGUCCAAAGUCAGGCCCGAGGGCCAUUUCUGCCCACAGCUCAUUUAUUGUUGGCUCUUGGCAUAUUUGUAAAAAUAAAAUAUAUUCAUUAUAAAUGACCGAUGUUAUUAGAUAUUACACAAAUAUGCUUUGUCACCUAUAGUACAGAUGUGGAUGUUUUCUUCAAUUAGCUUAGCAAAUAUGGACUCAUAUCGGAUUGGUUUUAUUAUCUUUAAUACUUAAAAUGUAUCAAAGUGGCCCCGGCUUCCCUGACUAUGUCUGUGUGCGACUCUUGAUGGGAAAAGUUUGGACACCCCUACUGUAGUCUUUCUUUUUGAAUUCCUUCUGGCGACACAACACCUAAUAUUUGACUCGCACCUGGCACUGAGCUUGUACGUUUAUUGUGGUGGGACCGUCAUCGGGAAAAAGUCUGCAUACAUUUUAAUUGUUCUUUUCAUCCUUUGUGUGUUUCAUUGUGGAGAUUUGAUCUGAUUCUUCAAAGGUUAUCAUCUGCGUCUUUGCCACAAUCUCCAGAUCUCCCCCCCCUCCCCCCCAUGUGUGGUUUGUUAUUCAAUGUAAAUACCCCCCAAGACGACACCCCCCCCCACAACACGUGCGUCACUUUUUGUACUUUAUUGCCCCAGAGACCCUCUGUUCCAGGAAUUCACUUUCAUUCAUUAUUAAGGUCUAAUAUUUCACAUUUUAUCAUGUUAGAAUCAAGCCCCAUCUUUUCAGUAAAAGGAGAUUUUAGGAGGAAUCUUAAUAAUAUAUAUUUGUCAAUCUAUAUAACAUGUUUAAUGUUGGUUCCAUUACAUUUUCAUAUUUCAAAGUUCCUCUACGGUUUCAGAUUCAUGAUGUAUAUUUUUUUUAUACAUUGAGGGAAAAAAGCACUACACGUGAUUUACAGACAGGCAAGCAUGUUUGCUGUUCUACAGUAUGUUUAAUUUAUCCAGAUAGAAAUAUUAUUUGCAAAAAUCAUUAAAAGAAGUCAAUUCUUGUA
Molecule: messenger RNA, 2016 nt
Organism: Dunckerocampus dactyliophorus (ringed pipefish)
Lineage: Eukaryota; Metazoa; Chordata; Actinopteri; Syngnathiformes; Syngnathidae
Product: charged multivesicular body protein 4b-like
Exons: 5
Coding region: 168-827 (219 amino acids)
Biological process (GO): vesicle budding from membrane; late endosome to vacuole transport via multivesicular body sorting pathway
Cellular component (GO): multivesicular body; cytoplasmic side of plasma membrane; ESCRT III complex
Source: RefSeq, a predicted model, not a curated record